Torulaspora globosa is the source of this 3345-nucleotide messenger RNA. RefSeq names its product valine--tRNA ligase (gene VAS1). Gene Ontology annotation, cellular component: cytosol. The record is from RefSeq and is a predicted model, not a curated record. The coding region runs from base 1 to 3345 and encodes 1114 amino acids. The transcript has a single exon. Lineage: Eukaryota; Fungi; Ascomycota; Saccharomycetes; Saccharomycetales; Saccharomycetaceae. Gene Ontology annotation, biological process: valyl-tRNA aminoacylation. Gene Ontology annotation, molecular function: ATP binding; valine-tRNA ligase activity; aminoacyl-tRNA deacylase activity.
AUGCAUAGGUUGUUGCGUGUGAAGUCACCUUUAGCAGUAGCGCAUUCGUCUUUGAUCUAUAGGAAAAGCUUAGCAGUCGCAUCGUCAAGCAAAGUUUUAGUACAGCAGGGAGGAGGAUAUUGGCAGCCGUUAAGACAUUUCACGAUGAGUGAGCUUGAGAAUUUGCCUCCGGUUGAUCCGGCAACUGGUGAGGUUAUCAUCAAUCCGUUGAAGGAAGACGGUACAGAGAAAAGUGCCAAGGAGAUCGAGAAGGAGAAGAAGAAGGCUGAGAAGCUACUGAAGUUUGCGGCGAAGCAGGCCAAGAAGAAAGCUGCCGCUGGUAGCAGCGAUUCUGGGGCUUCAGAGAAGAAGGAGAAGAAGAAGAGCAAGAAGAAGGAAGCGGAGCCGGUGCCAGAAUUUGUCGACAAGACUGUUCGCGGUGAGAAGAAGAUAUUGGUGUCGCUGGAUGAUCCAGCUUUGAAGGCUUACAACCCAGCUAAUGUCGAGAGCUCGUGGUACGAUUGGUGGGUGAAAUCUGGGUUCUUCGAGCCGGAGUUCACCGAGGAUGGCAAGAUUAAGCCCGAAGGGCUGUUCUGCAUCCCUGCGCCUCCACCGAAUGUUACAGGUGCAUUGCACAUUGGACACGCUUUAACGAUCUCUAUCCAGGAUUCGCUGAUCAGAUACAACAGAAUGAAGGGGAAGACGGUGCUGUUCUUGCCGGGGUUUGACCACGCUGGUAUUGCUACGCAGUCUGUGGUGGAGAAACAGCUGUGGGCCAAGGAGAAGAAGACCAGACACGACUACGGCAGAGAAGCGUUUGUCGACAAGGUCUGGGAAUGGAAGAGCGAGUAUCACGACAGAAUCAAGAGCCAGAUCAGAAAGUUGGGUGCUUCUUACGACUGGACCCGUGAGGCGUUCACCCUCGACCCGCAGCUGACGAAGGCUGUUGUCGAGGCGUUUGUCAGACUGCAUGACGACGGUACUAUCUAUCGUGCUGCCAGAUUGGUCAAUUGGUCUGUCAAGCCGAAUACGGCCAUUUCUAACCUGGAAGUGGAAAACAAGGAUGUGAAAGGUAGAACUUUGCUCAGCGUUCCAGGCUACGACGAAAAGGUGGAGUUUGGUGUGUUGACCUCUUUCGCCUACCCAGUUGCUGACUCUGAGACUGGCGAAAAGUUGAUCAUCGCUACUACCAGACCUGAAACGCUGUUUGGUGAUACUGGUAUUGCUGUGCAUCCGGAUGAUGCUCGUUACAAGCACUUGCACGGUAAGUUUGCUCAACAUCCAUUCCUGCCAAGAAAAAUUCCUAUCAUUUGCGACUCGGAAGCAGUGGACAUGGAAUUCGGUACUGGUGCAGUUAAGAUUACCCCGGCUCAUGACCAGAACGAUUAUAACACCGGUAAGCGUCACAACCUAGAGUUUAUCAACAUCUUAACCGACGAUGGUCUCUUGAAUGAGAACUGUGGUCCAGAAUGGGAGGGCAUGAAGAGAUUUGAUGCCAGAAAGAAAGUGAUUGAAGAGCUCAAAGCCAGAGGUUUAUUUGUUGGACAAGAGGACAACGAAAUGACCAUUCCAACCUGUUCCAGAUCGGGCGAUGUUAUCGAGCCUUUGUUGAAGCCUCAAUGGUGGGUGUCUCAGAGCGAUAUGGCCAAGGAAGCAAUCAAGGCAGUUAGAAACGGUGAUAUAACAAUCACUCCUAAAUCUUCAGAGGCUGAAUAUUUCCACUGGUUAGAGAAUAUCCAAGACUGGUGUAUCUCGAGACAGUUGUGGUGGGGUCAUCGUUGCCCAGUGUACUUCGUUAACAUCGAAGGACAGGAAAACGAUAAGAAUGAUGAAACAUACUGGGUUGCCGGUAGGGAUUUGGAAGAAGCUGAAAAGAAGGCGGUUGCUAAGUUUCCGAACCAGAAGUUUACGUUGGAGCAGGAUGAAGAUGUCUUAGAUACUUGGUUCUCAUCAGGUUUGUGGCCUUUCUCUACUUUGGGUUGGCCAGAUAAGACUAAAGACAUGGAGGCGUUCUACCCCUUCUCAAUGUUGGAGACUGGCUGGGACAUCCUAUUCUUCUGGGUGAGCAGAAUGAUUCUUCUUGGUUUGAAGUUGACCGGCUCUAUUCCAUUUAGAGAGGUUUUCUGCCACUCUUUAGUCCGCGAUGCUCAAGGUCGUAAGAUGUCAAAAUCUCUAGGUAACGUCGUGGACCCACUAGAUGUUAUCAGAGGUAUUAAAUUGGAUGACUUGCAUGCCAAGUUAUUGUUAGGUAAUUUGGACCCUAGAGAAGUUGAAAAAGCUAAGGCAGGCCAGAAGGAAUCUUAUCCAAACGGUAUCCCACAAUGUGGUACUGAUGCCAUGAGAUUCGCCUUAUGUGCCUACACCACUGGUGGUCGUGAUAUUAAUCUGGAUAUUUUGCGUGUCGAAGGUUACAGAAAGUUCUGCAACAAGAUUUACCAGGCCACCAAAUUUGCUAUGAUGAGACUCGGCGAUGAUUAUCAACCUCCAGCUAAAGAGGGGCUCUCCGGAAAUGAAUCCUUGGUCGAGAAAUGGAUCUUGCAUCAAUUGACCAACUGCUCCAGGACUGUCAACGAUGCUUUGGAGAAGCGUGAUUUCUUGAACUCCACCAGUGCCAUUUACGAGUUCUGGUACUUGGUCUGUGACGUCUACAUUGAAAACUCCAAGUACUUGAUCCAAGAAGGUACCGAUGUGGAAAAGAAAUCUGCUAAGGACACUCUUUACUUGCUAUUGGAUAACGCUUUGAGGUUGAUUCAUCCAUUCAUGCCAUUCGUCUCAGAGGAAAUGUGGCAGCGUUUGCCAAGACGCUCUACCGAUAAUGCGCCAAGUAUCGUGAAGGCAUCUUAUCCAGUUUACGUCAAGGAAUUCGAUGAUGAAAAGUCAGCCGCCGCCUACGACUUGGUGCUUGAUGUCACAAAGGAAGCCCGUUCACUGUUGGCUGAGUACAACAUCUUGAAAAGUGGGCAAGUCUUUGUUGAGACCGACCAUGCUGAGUACUUUGAAACUGCCGAGUCUCAAAAGGACUCGAUUGUCGCUUUGAUCAAAGCAAUCGAUGCCAUUAAAGUUGUUCGCACUGCGACCGACAUCCCAGAGGGUUGCGUGUUGAAGGCCGUUAACCCAGACGUGAAUGUUCAUGUACUUGUGAAAGGUCAUGUUGACAUAGACGCUGAGAUCAGCAAAGUGGAAAAGAAGCUUGAAAGGGCUCGCAAGACCAGGAACGGCAUUGAAAGCACUAUCGGCAGCAAGGAUUACGAGACCAAGGCUAACGAUCAGGCCAAGGAAGCGAACAAGGCCAGACUAGAGAACGCUGUUGCCGAGAUCGAAGGGUUGGAAGCCACCAUCGAAAACCUGAAGCGUCUCAAAUUAUGA